Molecule: messenger RNA, 336 nt
Organism: Anopheles marshallii
Lineage: Eukaryota; Metazoa; Arthropoda; Insecta; Diptera; Culicidae
Exons: 3
Coding region: 1-336 (111 amino acids)
Source: RefSeq, a predicted model, not a curated record
AUGCGGAUUCGAUUGGUGAUCCUUGCGGCAUUUGCGCUUCUGUUCCUGCUCGUCGAAUCUGCCGCUGCUGGCAAACGGCGGAAAAUCAUCAUCCACGUACCGGUCAAAGUGAAGCAGCAGAAGCAUGUGCACACGGAAGUGAAAACGGUGCACCACCAUCACAAGCCGACGGUGAUCAAGGAGGAGAAGAUCGUGAAGAAGGAGGUGCACAAGCCGGUCGUGAUCAAGGAGGAGGUGGAGCACGAACACUUCCAUCAUCACUACAAGCACGAUCAUCCAACGUUCGAGAUCGAUGGUCACGACGCGAAUGGGCUCGGCUCGAGCUUAAUCAGUUAG